AUAAAUUCGCAUCUGCAGACUUACUCUGGACUCUUCUGCGUCGUGAUCAACCCCUACAAGAGGCUGCCGAUCUACAUCGAAGAGGUCGUGCAGGAAUACCGUGGCAAGCGUCGUCCGGAGAUGCCACCACAUCUGUUCUCCAUCGCUGACAACGCCUACACGGACAUGUUGAUGAAUCGUGAGGACCAGUCUAUGCUUAUCACAGGAGAGUCUGGUGCCGGUAAGACUGAGAACACGAAGAAAGUAAUUUCCUACUUCGCCCUCGUCGCCGCAUCUGGACAGAAGAAGGCAGGAGCUUCAAAGGUGAGUCUGGAGGAUCAGAUCGUGCAGGCUAACCCCGUGCUUGAGAGCUUCGGUAACGCAAAGACUAUCAGAAACGACAACUCUUCUCGUUUCGGUAAAUUCAUCCGCAUCCACUUCGGGCCAUCAGGAAAGCUGGCUGGAGCCGAUAUUGAAUCUUAUCUGCUGGAGAAGUCACGUGUCGUGUCCCAGGCCCCGCUCGAGCGUAGCUACCACAUCUUCUACCAGUUGCCAUCCGGUGCUAUUGAUGGAAUGAAAGACAAAUGCUUGCUACAAAAUGACGUCAGCACCUACUAUUUCAUCGCCCAGGGUAAAACCUAUAUCGACGGAGUAGAUGACGCCGAGGAGAUGAAACUUACCGACGAAGCCUUCGACAUUUUGGGUUUCACUGAAAGAGAGAAAUGGGACAUCUACAAAAUUGUCGGCGCUGUCAUGCACAUGGGAGUCAUGAAGUUCAAGCAGAGGCCCAGGGAGGAGCAGGCAGAAGCCGACGGCACCGAAGCAGCCUGCAAGGUCGCCCAUGUCUUGGGUCUUUCUGAUGCUGACCUCAUCAAGGGUAUCCUGAAGCCACGCGUCAAGGUCGGAAAUGAGUACGUUACCAAGGGUCAGACUAAGGAGCAAUGCUACAACGGUGUCGGCGCUCUGGCCAAGGCUAUGUACGACCGCAUGUUCCGCGCCUUGGUAGCAACGGUGAACAAAACCCUCGCUACCGUAGGCAAGAAGCAGUUCUUCAUUGGCGUUCUGGAUAUUGCUGGCUUCGAGAUUUUCGACUUCAACAGCUUCGAGCAGAUCUGCAUCAACUUCACCAACGAGAAGCUGCAGCAGUUCUUCAACCAUCACAUGUUCAUUCUGGAACAGGAAGAGUACAAGCGUGAGGGCAUCGAAUGGAUCUUCAUUGAUUUCGGUCUUGAUCUCCAGGCUUGCAUUGACAUGAUUGAAAAGCCUAUGGGGGUAUUCGCUAUCCUUGAGGAAGAAUCUAUGUUCCCCAAAGCAACUGAUAUGACUUUCUUGGACAAGAUGCAAGUUAACCAUCUAGGCAAAUCCCAAAGCUUCAUCAAGCCGAGACCGCCAAAGGCAGGACAGGUCGAGGCUCACUUUGGCAUUGUCCACUACGCCGGUAUCGUCAACUACAACGUCAACCACUGGUUGGAAAAGAACAAGGAUCCUAUCAACGACACCGUGGCUAUCACAUUCGCCAAGUCUCAUGGCAAUGUACUGCUUGCCCAGCUGUUUGCUGAUAAGCUGCUGGCUGAUGAGGACACUGGUGGAAAGGGAAAGAGGAAGAAGGGAUCCGCCUUCCAGACAGUAUCUGCUCUCUACAGGGAACAAUUGAACAAGCUGAUGGCAACCCUACAUGCGACCCAGCCUCAUUUCGUGCGUUGCAUCAUUCCCAACGAGAACAAGGAAGGAGGUGUUCUUGAUGCCGCACUGGUCAUGAACCAACUGAAAUGCAACGGUGUACUGGAAGGAAUCCGUAUUUGCCGCAAGGGCUUCCCCAACAGAUUGGUAUAUGGAGACUUCAAGCAAAGGUACAAGAUUCUGGCACCAAGUGCUGUCCCAGAGGGGUUCUGUGACAGUAAGGAUGCAAGUGCAGCCAUUCUCUCCGAGCUGAAAUGGGACACGGCAAUGUACAGGCUCGGUCAUACCAAGGUCUUCUUCAAGGCCGGCUCUCUGGGUCAGCUUGAGGAACUGCGUGACGACCGCAUCACUCGUAUUAUCACUCUCACCCAGGCCUGGGUCCGUGGAAACCAGACAAGAGCUCUCUACCAAGUAAUGAAGGCCCAGCGUCUGGCAAUGAUUGUCAUUCAGCGCAACGUCAGGAAGUACAUUCAGUGCCGCAACUGGCCAUGGUGGAAGCUGUACACGAAGGUGAAGCCUAUGCUGAGCAUUGCCCGCCAGGAGGAUGAGAUCAAGGAGAUGAAGGAAGAGUUCGAAAAGGUCAAGAAGGAACUGUCCAAGGAAUCUAAAUUGCGUAAGGAAAGUGAAGAGCAGGUUGCUAAGAUCACUAAGGAAAAGGAGGAAUUGUACGCUCGCGUCGCAAACGAAGCUGAAACCAUUGCCGACAUUGAAGAGCGCGCAACCAAGCUGAUGCAGCAGAAACACGACUUGGAAUCGCAGCUGCAUGAUACACAAGGCCGCCUAGCCGAGGAGGAGCAGGGAGCUGCCUCUGUCGGUGAUGCUAAGAGGAAGGUCGAAUCUGAAUGCAAUGACCUGAAGAACCGGAUCGAGGAGCUAGAACGUGCGCUGAAGAAGAUGGAGAGCGAGAAGAAUGCGAAGGAACAUCAAAUCAAGCAGCUGAACGAGGAGAUUGCCAAGAUGGAGGAACUCAUCGCUAAGGGAAACAAGGAGAAGAAGAGCGCACAGGAACAGCAGAGUAGAACGAGCGAGGAUCUGCAGAAGGAAGAGGAUAAAUGCAAUCACCUCUCCAAGGUCCAAGCCAAGCUGGAACAGACUCUUGAUGAGUUGGAGGACAACCUCGAACGCGAGAAGAAGGUCCGUGGAGACGUGGAGAAGGCAAAGAGGAAGGUCGAGGGCGACCUGAAGAUGACACAAGAGGCGAUUGAUGAGCUGGAGCAUGUCAAGCAGCAACUCGAGGAAACCGUCCGCAGAAAGGACAAGGAGCUUUCCGGCCUAGGCAGCAAAUGCGAGGAUGAACAAGGAAUCGUUCACCAGCUGCAGAAAAAGAUCAAGGAACUUCAGGCGCGCACGGAGGAGAUCGAAGAAGAGGUGGAAGCCGAGAGACAAGCCCGCUCCAAGGUUGAGAAGCAGAGGGCCGAUGCAACUCGCGAGUUGGAGGAGCUCACUGAACGCCUCGAGGAGGCAGGUGGCGCCACCAGCGCCCAGGUCGAGCUGAAUAGAAAGCGCGAGGCUGAGUUGGCCAAGCUUCGUCGUGACCUUGAGGAGCAGGCUCUGCAGAACGAGGCUGUAAUUUCAUCUCUGCGCAAGAAGCAGAACGAUGCUGUUAGCGAGAUGGGUGAACAGAUCGACCAGUUGCAGAAGAACAAGGCUAAGAUGGAUAAAGAAAAAGCUCACAAGCAGGUGGAAGUGGAUGACCUUAAGGCAAACAUGGAGCACGUCAGCAAGAACAGGGCACAGGCCGAAAAGUUGGCAAAGGCACUUGAGACCCAGCUGAGCGAGGCUAACGCCAAGCUAGAUGAGUCAGCGCGCUCCAUCAAUGACAUGAACGCGCAGAAGAGCAGGGCGAGCAACGAGAACAACGACCUUCAGAGGCAGCUGGAGGAAGCCGAGUCUCAGCUAAGCCAGCUGACAAGAGUCAAGGCACAGCUAUCCUCACAGUUGGAGGAGGCGAGAGCUUCUACUGAUGAGGAGUCGCGGGCGAAGGCGUCCAUGCAGGCACAGCUGCGCAAUACUCAACACGAUGCCGAGCAGCUGCGCGAACAGCUAGAAGAGGAGGCUGAGGGCAAGAGCUCUCUGCAGAGGCAACUGGCCAAGGUCAGCAACGAAUUCAACACUCUGCGUGCGCGAGUUGAGAGCGAGGGGCUAGGAGGUGGCGGACCGGAGGCCGAGGAGCUCAAGCGUAAAUUCCAAGCGAAGCUCCAAGCAACUGAAGAAUCACUCGAAGUUGCACACGCGAAGAAUAUUCAUCUCGACAAAGCAAAGCAGAGGCUCGCCAAUGACUUGGAUGACAUGUCAAUUGAAGUGGAGCGUGCGACCAGCGCAGCCAACGCCGCCGAGAAGCGCCAGCGCAACUUCGACAAGACCAUCUACGAGUGGAAGCAGAAGAGCGAUGACCUCGCUAGCGAGCUUGAGGCAUCCCAACGCGAAUGCCGCAACCUGUCCACCGAGCUGUUUAAGUCGAAGGCUUCCCAGGAAGAGGCAGCCGACAGUUUGGAAUCUGUCAAGCGGGAGAAUAGAAACCUCUCUGAUGAAAUCAAGGACCUCACUGACCAGCUGAGCGAGGAAGGCAAGAGCGUCCACGAGAUGGACAAGGCCCGCAGGAGACUCGAGCAGGAGAAGGAAGAACUACAGGCAGCGCUAGAGGAGGCCGAGGCUGCCUUGGAGCAAGAAGAGUCCAAGGUCGUCCGUGGUCAACUCGAACUGCACCAGAUCCGCCAGGAGGUUGACAGACGUCUCGCAGAAAAGGACGAUGAGUUUGAGACGACCCGCAGAAACCACCAGCGCGCUGUUGACUCCAUGCAAGCCAGCCUUGAGGUUGAGGCCAAGGGCAGAGCCGAGGCAAUGCGCAUGAAGAAGAAGCUUGAGACGGACAUCAACCAGCUGGAGGUUGCUCUUGACGCAUCCAACCGCCAGAACGCCGAUGCUCAGAAGAACCUGAAGAGGCUGCAGAGCGAGCUCGCUGACCUAUUAGCACAGCUUGAGGAGGAAAUACGCGCCCGCGACGAGCUGCGUGAACAGUUGGGAGCCAGCGAGCGCCGCUGCAAUGCCAUCAGCGGUGAGCUGGAGGAGACGCGUACUUCCCUGGAGACGGCAGAGCGCCACCGCCGCGCAGUCGAAGCUGAGCUAGAUGAGGCAAAUAAUCACAUCGGAGAUCUCGAGAGCCAUCUCUCGUCUGCCAACGCCGCCAAGAGAAAGCUGGAGGGUGACAUGACGACUAUGCAAGCCGAUCUUGAUGAGACCGUCAAUGAGCUCAAGGCUGCUGAUGAGAAAGCUAGAAGCGCCGCCGCUGAUGCAGCACGCUUGGCAGAGGAGCUGCGCCAGGAGCAGGAACACGCCAGCCACGCUGAAAAGGCCCGCAAGUCUGUAGAAGGCCAGCUGAAGGAUUUGCAGGUCCGUCUGGAUGAGGCUGAAGCCAACGUGCUGAAGGGAGGCAAGAAGAUGAUCGCCAAGCUGGAGCAUCGCGUGCGCGAGCUGGAGAGCGAGAUGGAUGCUGAACGCCGUCGCCUCAGCGAAGCCCAGAAGAACUACCGCAGGGCCGACCGCAGCGUCAGGGACCUUUCCGUGCAGAUUGAUGACGGAAAGAAGAAUCAAGCUCACAUGCAUGACAUGAUGGACAGACUCAACGUCAAGAUCAAGCUCUACAAGCGCCAGAUCGACGAGGCCGAGGAGGUGGCCAACAUGAACCUGGCCAAGUACCGCAAGGCCCAGGCUGAGCUGGAGGAGGCUGAGGCACGCGCUGAGGAUGCAGAAGCAGCCGUCGCUAAGCUGAGAGUUGCUGCUCGUAGCUCGGGAUUCUCCAUACGUCCUGCUGCCGCAAUCCGCCAGCGCGGCUGGAUGGACGACGAAUAAUAACUCCUGAUUGAGACGCAUCAUUUAGUUGCCAUAGCGAUGAUAGAGCUGCUUGCUUGACGGAGUGGAUCCCCGUGACUGCCCCAGACAUCUCAUGGUAUCGGGCCGGGUCGCGGAGAGGGUCCACAGCUAUGCAUAUUGAUUGCCAUUACUGUGCCGAAAAUUACAAUGAAAAGUAAUACUACUUGCUAUAACUCUUGCAGUUGUAUUUUUAACAGAUUUGUGAGCCUCGCUAAGUUUAUUCUGUAGUUCUACAUGUUAAAAUUUUAAUGAGAGCAUAGAUAAUUGCCAGAUUAGAGCUGUACUGGAGCCACGAGUCCUAUUGGUUGUAUUGUGUUUGAAGUAAAAUAAAAUCUCUUAAUUACAUCAUUU
Molecule: messenger RNA, 5880 nt
Organism: Priapulus caudatus
Lineage: Eukaryota; Metazoa; Priapulida; Priapulimorpha; Priapulimorphida; Priapulidae
Product: myosin heavy chain, muscle-like
Exons: 16
Cellular component (GO): myosin complex
Molecular function (GO): ATP binding; cytoskeletal motor activity
Source: RefSeq, a predicted model, not a curated record